Messenger RNA from Cynoglossus semilaevis (tongue sole), 6568 nucleotides. It is a transcript of the gene dntt, whose product is annotated as deoxynucleotidyltransferase, terminal. The transcript has 15 exons. NCBI's taxonomy places the organism in Eukaryota, Metazoa, Chordata, Actinopteri, Pleuronectiformes, Cynoglossidae. Gene Ontology annotation, molecular function: DNA-directed DNA polymerase activity; DNA binding; DNA nucleotidylexotransferase activity. The coding region runs from base 355 to 4167 and encodes 1270 amino acids. The record is from RefSeq and is a predicted model, not a curated record. Gene Ontology annotation, cellular component: nucleus. Gene Ontology annotation, biological process: double-strand break repair via nonhomologous end joining.
AAGUUCAAGGUUUACAAAACAGUUCCUUUUUUAACACCAUAUGACACCAAGACAACACUGACAUGGGAGACAUGCUUUGGAGGCACACGAACAAAAAAAAACAAAACGUCACAACAAUUUGUCAGGAGGGAGGCCUCACUAAAACGCACAUUUUUGUUGUCAUACUAAUGUGGUUUAAUCUCAUGCUGAAGCAAAAGAUGAAUGUACAUUUUUUAAACAAAACUUCUGAAGUACUAAAUUAAAUCAGCGUUGUGUUUGUUUGUUUGUUAUAUCACUCAGCCUGGGACAGCACACAGCUCUGUGUCGGAGGAACCAGGCUAAAGGCUAAAGAAGCUCAGAGGCUGUAAUCCCCGGAUGAAACCAUCAUGGCUGCCACUCGCUGAGCUGUCAAGCUCUCUACAAAAGAAAAGAAAGUUGAUUCCCAUGGAUGAAAAGGAUAUUUCUGUAGCUACCUCCGUAAGGGGUACAAAACAGCAUUUCAACAAGAAGGGUAGAAACUGGCGCAAAAGACUCCACCUCAGGAAGGCUGCCGUUAAGCCCCCAACUAUGCAAAGUAAAGAUAAGUGUGGACCAAAGAAGAUAGCAGAAGAAUGGGAGCAAAGCAAAGUUUGGCCUUCAACAAAGAAGACAUCUGAGGAAGAAAGUCAGCGUGUGACAAAUCACCAUGAGAAUAUGCUUCGAUUCAAAUGCUGUCAAUGCAUUGACAAUGUGGAAUAUUCCCCCAAGGACUUGAUGAAACACUUUGAAGAUAAACACAUAGAAAGCCCACCUGUUUUUUCUUGUCAUAUGUGUACUUUUUGUACACAUGACUUUUCCUACCUACAGAUUCAUCUGUUGAGCCACAAAGACACUUUUUCUAGUUGCAGCUUUUGUAAUGAUAGAGUUCAACGCACAUGGUCUGAAUUCAGUGCACAUUUGACCAUGUGUCACUUCAAAAAUGGCAAGUAUUCGUGUGAAACAUGUCAUGGAUUUUCCACAGGUGAUGUUAGAGUAUUUUUAGAACACUUGUGUUUACAUAAUUUAGGGCUUAGUGAAGUAAACGAUAAUUUUUUAUUUCACACAAUGGAGAAGAACAUGUCUGGCAAUAAAUCAACCACGUUAUGCUGUCAACACUGUGGCUUUCAGGCAUCUCACAAAUGGUUGCUUACUAAGCACAUUAAAACUACCCAUGCUUGCCAGAAUGGCGAUAGAAGGCAAAAGAAAAAGGAGAUUAACUCUGCAAUGGAACCAAAUGAACUGAUCCCAAAAAUGAAUCCCAGAUUAACAAGAAGUGCGGUUAGGGAAAUGUGCUGGUUGACCCAGGACUGUCUGUCUCUACCUGGCAGAGAAUUCCUGGAUAAAUACUGCCCUCUGGCAGAUCCACAAACAACACUAGAGGAGACAAAGCAGUUUUUGAUGAAAUCCGUUACUGUGGAAGCUGGAGACAAAAAAUGGACCAAGGCUCUCAAAACUGUCUUGUCCAAUGUUCCUCAAGAUAUGACUCUUCACCCUAAAUCAGAGAAUUGCAUCAUGUCGAUCUCACCUGAUCUUACUGUGCUUACAGUCAAAAACAAGAUAACUGUGUCACAGAAUGGUGCCACAUAUGCCAAAAGGUUAAAAAAAAUGGCGACAUCGGAUAAAGAAUCUGUCGUCCCCGAAAGUGCUUUUGAUAAUAGGUUGAUAGUUGACCAAAAUGGGUGUCAGUCAACUGUGAAUGAUAAUUUACUUUAUCCACAGCAUGAAACCAAACUCCACAAUGAUGUCUUAGUUUCAGCCCAGAGUGAGACAACUGAGUCUACUCAAAUGGAGGAAAACGAAAUCCCUCCGCUGCAAGAUGUAGAGAGUGAUAUGGAAAUCAAGGAAGACAAGGAUCAUAUGCCUGACAACAUUGUUGAUAUCUCCCCUGAGUUAAAUUUGACAAAUGAAUGCAAAGAGCAGAUGUCCAUUCAAAAAGACCAUUUGUUGAUGGGUGAAAAUCAAUUUUGUACAAGAAAUACCACAUCUACAAGGGUGGACAGGAAAUCCACAGGGAUUCCCCUAAGAAUUGUGUUGAAGAAAAAUCCUGUGAAGGAGAAGCAAUGGGUGUCAGAAAGUGUUUUGUCUCCCACCGUAGCAGACUCCAUGGCACAGAUUCUGGAAAAUACACAGACCUCAAAGGUUCACCAGCCGAAAUUGACCAAAACCUCUAAUACUGAUCUUGAUGAGGCCAUCACUUCGAUGUCACAGCAGGCUGGGUCAGAAAACAUAGACGGCUGUGAACCCGAUGCACGUGAAGGCCUGCUGUCUGAAAAUGAAAAUAGGAGCGAUGCCUCUGGGAAAGUUGUACAGUUUUAUGAAAUGGGAGAUCACAAAAGAAUAUCUGCUGCUAAGACGACAGAGACAAAUAUAACAACUGUAGCAGGAGCUGAAGAAAAGAUGAGCCCCAACAACGUACGGCUAGUCCAAACAUCAGACACUGGUACUGUUUGUCAUAAGUCGAAUGAUAAAAGGACUUCAGCAGCUGAGACACUGGCUCGUCAAAGCGGCUUCUCUGAAUCCUGCCUUGGUUCCCAACCUGUUAUUACACCACAGGGUGAGGUAACGCAACUUGAAUCAAGCCCUGCUGUUUCAUCAGAACACAGUAACCACAAAGUUGAGUUGGUCAGUGACAGAGAAGGGCCUGUGGAAUCCUGCUCAAAAAUACAGGGCUGUAUUUUUUUGCCAGAGGGGGAAGCCAUCCAACCAGAACCAUCACUGACAUUUCGGCACCAGGUUCAAAAAAACCAGGAGAGGACCUUGAGCGAUGCAGUCACUCACAUUGUAUCAGAGGACACCCAGUCCUCAUCACUGUGGACGUGGCUGAAGACCUGCCACCUGAAGACUUUGACCUCUGUGCAAGUGUUGAACAUGAGCUGGUUCACUGAGAGCAUGAGAGAAGGCAGACCUGUUGCUGUAGAAACCAGACAUCAAAUUCAGGACAUCAAGCCAGCAGAUGGUUGUAAACCCAGGACUGUGGCCACAGUUUCUCAGUACGCCUGCCAGAGACGGACAACUACCCAGAACCACAACACCAUUUUCACAGAUGCCAUGGAAGUCUUAGCGGAGAAUUAUGAAUUCAACAUGAUUGAGGGUUCAUGCCUGGCCUUUAGAAAGGCUGCAUCAGUCCUGAAGAGUCUGCCCUACAUGGUGCGACGUCUGGAGGACAUCCAAGAUCUGCCCUGCUUUGGUCAACACACUAAAUCAGUCGCAGAGGAGAUCAUUAAAUAUGGCCAUUCAUUCCAAGCUGGCUGGUUACACUCUGAUGAGAGGUAUCAAACACUGAAGCUGUUCACAAGUGUUUUCGGGGUUGGACCUAAGACGGCUGAGAAGUGGUACCGCAGUGGGCUGCGCUCACUCAACGACAUCCUCACGGAGCCGAGCAUUCAGCUAAACCGGAUGCAGCAAACUGGUUUUCUGCAUUAUGAAGACAUCUCCAGGGCUGUCAGUAAAGCCGAGGCCCAAGCUCUGGAGAACAUUAUUGACAAAGCUGUCCAUGAGAUCACCACCGACGCCAUACUGACCCUGACAGGUGGCUUUCGAAGGGGGAAAGAGUUUGGUCACGACGUAGAUUUCAUUGUGACGUCACCAGAGCUGGGGAGAGAGAGGAGUCUGCUACCUGACAUCAUCGAACAGUUGGAACAGGAAGGCAUUUUGCUUUUCUGCGACAACCAUCCCUCCACACUGGACGAGUCCAAGCUCCCCUGCUACAGAUUUGAAGCUAUGGAUAAUUAUGCCAAGUGCUUCCUGGUCCUCAAACUGAGAGAGAGCGAAGUGAAGGGAGGUUUUAACGAAACCAAGAAGGACGGCAGGGGAUGGAGGGCAGUGCGCGUGGACCUGGUGUCACCUCCCAUGGAUCGUUAUGCCUACGCUCUGCUGGGCUGGACCGGCUCCAGGCAGUUUGAACGAGACCUGAGGAGGUUUGCACGAAUGGAACGUCACAUGAUUUUGGACAACCACACCCUGUACGACAAAACCAAGUACGUUGAACAAUUCGGGGCCCUCGACGCUCGGUCUGCAGGCUGCACGGUGACAGCUGGAGGUAAUUCACUUUACUUUAUUUUGCUCUGUGUUAACGGCUCACGGGGCGAUAACGGCGGUGCGCGGGCUUUAAUCAUAUUCCUUUCUCUUCAAGAGAGAUAUUGCUUUUCCCCACUGUUAUUACACAGUUAGUGAACGGGUAGGUGGGUACGUGUACGUGUGUGUGACUUGGUGAAAGAAAGGGAAUCGGGUAAUGGUGGAUGGUUGUGCGCCGCAGGUUGCCGUCACGUGUGGCUCCAGGACACGUCUCAUCAAUCCACUACCUGGGUCUGGGUCUGUACGCUAGGGGAGAUUAAAAUGAUCAAUGGUGUCUCUCCCGUGCCGAUACCCACGGUAGUUCAUUAUUAGACUGGGAAUUUGGCAAGCGGUCCGACCCUGAGAACCUAACCACACAAGACAGCAGGAGAGAGAGUUCUUCCGUCAGGUCUAAGGCAAUAAUCUAAUAGGGACACUUAUUUCUGUUUCUCCUUCCUGUCUGGCUCCUCGCUUCCUCUCCUCUCUGCGAGCUCUGAAACAAAAGCCUUCGCCUGGGGGCCCUGCUGCUGCUGCUGCUGCUCACUGUCGCCACUGUGGCAUAUAAAUAACAGUCGCACAACAACAAAACAAGUGUAACACACACCAUCUGGCUCUCCACUGGUGUCUGCCUCAGUCUAGAGAUGGACAAGUGUGCUGAGGAGAAUGAUAUCUAAUGACGGAGGAGGCGACACCGACGCCUCACUGCAGCCACACGUUGUCAUAUCUGUUCUUUAAAUUUAAUUUCAUGUGUGGGACGUCUGAAGACUUCUAGUGGCCUGAUUGGAAAUCAAGUUUCUACUAAAACAUAAACCAUAAAGAAAUAUGCUUUGUGAAGUGGAGUGAGCUUUGGGCAGGACACGGUUGUAAACUUCACUGCAGUUUUUGGAGAAACUCUACACUUUAGGUACUUUAUUCUUGUUGUUUUGGGGAAUUUUUAAAAAAAAAAUUGAGCCUGUGGAAGCGGUGGGAGAACAUCGUCCUCUAUGUUUGUUCUCUAAUUUGAUUCCUUGAUAUCGGCCAGAUGGUUUUUCAUCACUUCCAUGAACCACAAUUGAUUCCUUGAGCAGAACAUGUGCCGUUACUAAGAAUUACUCAUCCGUCGAUGGGCGUUGGAGAGAAGGAUAUUAAUCAAUGUAACCUUUGCCACUAACCACCUUGUUAUUCUUUCAAAGAUAAACAGACUCGGAGCCGGGUUUCGUUAGAGGCUCAUUAUUAAGAGCGGUGCAGACAAUGUAUGCAGCUAUUGAUCCUGUGAAGGCUAGAAGACUAAAAAGUCAAUGCCCACAGCCAAUGAAAAAAAGGUAUUUUUAGAUGACUGCAUCCUUUAAAGGCUACAGUUUUUUUUAAAGUCAGUCUUUUCGUCUAGACCCGUCGUCUGUGUGUGAGCUGCAGCUCCAGGAAACUAUGAACAUGAUGUAGUGUACACUCCAUGGUUCAGUCUACAUUUGGUCAUUGUUCAGUGGUAGAGAUUUAGAUGCGUUUACAAGUGUUCUUUAAUCUCAUCCUUCAUUUUCACAUGUGUUUUUGGGCUAAAAGUUAUCAAAUAUAUUCUCUCCUGUUUGGUUAAAAAUGCUCUAAAUCAUAGGAAUAUUAAUGAUGAAAAUAAAAUAAACUGGAAGUUUAAUUUUGUCCAUGACCUACUGUACAUUAGAUGAUGUAAGAACUGAAUAUUUAUAAGAUGAUCACCGGCCCCUUUUGUUUUCCAUCUUCAUCCUGAACCAAAAACUGAUGAGAAAGAAGAAAGCAUUGCCUGUGAAUUCCCUCAAGUCCAAAAUCAAAGGAUUCUCCCGUCUCCUGGAGGAAUGCACCUUUAUUCUUUCUUUCUUCUGACAAGUUCUUUUUCCCCCCAAAACAUUAACAUCAAUCACAUGAAUUGACAAAAAGUCAGUUAGCAAAAAGAAGUUAAUCCAAUCCAUAUAUCCUUUUAUAUAGGCACAACAAAUGUCCUGUUUUUUUUUUCGUUUGUUUUUUCCAAAUGAUUCCACAACACAACCUUAUUUACUCUGUUUAUUCUAAUGUCUAUCAGAAAUCUUUUCUGCCUCAUUUCUGUUUUCCUGACUCCUUACUUCGCUGUCCCUGCCGCUCUAACGUUGCCCUUAAAUCCCCCUCCGUUGCAGAACUAAUAAAGGCUUUCUUCUUAUUAAUAUGUAGUCAAAGUGUGUGUUACACUCUAUAUUGGUCGCCUAUGUCUUCUCGGCUCAGCUGCGUGUGUGAGGAUCCUGAGGCGGAACUUUUUGAAAAAGACCGUGCCUGCUCAGCAAACUCUCUGAAGGUAAUAAAGAAGAUUUCUCAAGGGAAAUGGCUGAAAUUAGCUCAUCACCGUAGUAAAAGAAGGGGCUCACGUUAUUAAGUGUACCUCCACUUUCUGCCUAAUGUAGUGUGGGAGAGACUCAUGCAUAUGCAGAGGAACUAUACAUUUAUAACAGUGACUUCAGCACUUCUUGUAUACUUCUCCUCGUGUAUGAAGUAAGUAUUCAGAGCACCGUCAUGGGUACAAAUUGGAAAUAAGUAGUACCUU